This is a messenger RNA of Musa acuminata subsp. malaccensis (wild Malaysian banana), 914 nucleotides long. RefSeq lists its product as uncharacterized. Lineage: Eukaryota; Viridiplantae; Streptophyta; Magnoliopsida; Zingiberales; Musaceae. The record is from RefSeq and is a predicted model, not a curated record.
UCGAGGACACUCGCGCAUCGACUCAAUGGCGAGGAACAAGACUCGGUUGCUCAUCCCUCGCGUUUGUCUCCGUCGUUUCCUCCUCGUGCUCUUGGCACUGUUGGUGGCGUCGUCGGAGGGUGGGAAGAAGAGAGUAAGCAUCCCGGACGAGCUCGACGACGUGGUGGACGAGGAGGAGGACGAGGAGUGGAAACGGUGGGGCCAGAAGACGACGAAGCCCGACCUCCCCCCGCCUCCCGACUUCUCGCGGAUGAGCCCCUUGGAGAUCCAGGCCGAGAUGAUGAAGCGCCACACUGGCCCCUCCCUCGGCUUCGUGAAGCUUCGGCCGGGUGUUCCCCGCUCCAGGGAAGAUGUACCUGCCAUUGCUAUGCGAUGGAGCAAGGUUCUAAGAACUGGAUCUGUUGGGGUCAAGUUCAUGGCUGUUGACCUGAACACCAUCAUGUUUACAAUGGAAAGAGGCCAAGAUUUGGAAGAGUUGAAAGAGUUUGUUCUGAGUCAGCCAGAAGCAUAUGAGAUUAAGAUUGGGCAACAAUUGUAUCGAAGACCUGGUGAUCCACCGCUCGAUGAAGUUGUUGAGAGUCUACAUAAAAAGAAGACUAGUGCCAAUGCCCAUGAAAUUGGCAGAGAUUCACAUACUUUGAGUGACGAGCUGUGAAAUCAUAACAUCAGCCUUCUUUACGCUUCACAAAAAUGUAGGAUGUGUGACCUUUUCUUUUCAGAUGCACUUAUUUGCUUUCCUUUUUUUUUUCCCCUUUUUUUUUCAUGUUUGUACAUUGAUAGCUCUGGAAAUCCCAACAAUAGAAGCUGAGCUGGGGCUUCCAUUGGUUAGCUUCUGUACUGGUGCCGAACAUUUGUUCUGAUACAAGCAAUGGGAUGCUUUAAAUAUAUGGAUGGUUUGCCUGCUUCUUCAGAAA